GAGGGAAGACGAACAUCAGAGGAGUAAGCGGUGUGGCAGAUACUGAGCUCUGAUCCAUCAGCUAAUGUAUUAUCUAUAGCACUGAUACAACACCUCCAAGAUCUUCACGAUACCCUCAAAGACUACCAACCGCCCAAGGUUAUUCAUCCCGAUGUUCAGGACUUGCACCCUCACAAACCGAGUCUGUUUGAGUCGCUAUUCGGCGGUGCCAAUAAGAAGAUAAAGGUCAUUGGCGGUAUACCAGAGAACCUCCCCAAGGGCCUAUACAUGUAUGGCGAUGUUGGGUCGGGCAAGACGAUGCUGAUGGACUUGUUCUACGACACCCUUCCACCGAACAUGACGUCCAAAACCCGCGUCCACUUCCACAAUUUCAUGCAGGACGUGCACAAGCGCCUGCACAAAGUGCGCAUGCAGUACGGCAACGAUUUUGAUGCGGUACCUCUCGUGGCCGCAGACCUUGCCGAGAUCGGUCAAGUUCUGUGUUUCGACGAGUUCCAAUGUACCGACGUCGCCGACGCAAUGAUCCUCCGACGCCUGCUCGAGUCACUCAUGUCUCACGGUGUGGUUCUGAUCACCACUUCGAACCGACAUCCAGACGACCUGUACAAGAACGGUAUCCAACGCCAGUCCUUCAUCCCUUGCAUCGACCUCCUCAAGAAACAACUCAAAGUGAUCAACCUCGACUCGUCGACCGAUUACCGCAAACUACCCAGGCCUCCGUCAGGAGUAUACCACCACCCUCUCGACCGGUCCGCGGUAUCGCACGCCAAAAAGUGGUUCGAAUUCUUGGGCGAUCCGCAAAAGGAUCCCCCACACGCAGCCAAGAUCACCGUCUGGGGCCGCGACGUCGAGAUUCCACUGGUCUCCGGGAAGGCCGCGAGAUUCACGUUCCACGACCUCAUAGGUCGCGCGACAGGAGCGGCAGACUACAUCGAGAUGAUGCGGCACUUUGACGCGUUCAUCGUGACGGACGUUCCCGGCAUGACGCAUCGCGAACGUGACUGGGCGCGACGGUUUAUUACCUUCAUCGAUGCCGUGUACGAGUCGCACGCGAAGCUGGUCCUGACGACCGCGGUCCCCUUGUCGCAGCUCUUUUUGAGUAGAACCGAACUGGACGAGUCGCUUGAGAAGGUCUCCAAAAAGGUUGACAGGGAUGACGGGGCUGUGAGUGGAGAGGAAAAGAACGUCGCGGCGAGAAUGAAGAAUGCGGACACGCACGGUGAGGGCGCCGACGUCGAUGAUGUCAUGCGCAAUCUCAUGGAUGAUCUGGGCUUGAGUAUGAGCAUGCUCAAGCAGAGUAGUUUGUUCUCUGGCGACGAGGAGCGAUUCGCGUUUGCUCGAGCGUUGAGUCGGUUGAGCGAGAUGGGCAGUCAGGAAUGGGUGGAGAGAGGGUUGGGCCUGGAGAAGCGUGGUGGUUUGGGUGAGAAGGAGGGUUGGCAGAGGGUACGGUCGAGGUGGAGGGAGGAUAGUCUUUAGAUGAUAGAUAUCUGUGCACAUCUAGCGUUGGAAUGCAUGAGCGGGUGAGCAUAUAAAGCAUACACGUUGCGUACGUAUAUACCAGACG
Messenger RNA from Exophiala viscosa, 1564 nucleotides. RefSeq names its product AFG1-like ATPase-domain-containing protein. The transcript has a single exon. Lineage: Eukaryota; Fungi; Ascomycota; Eurotiomycetes; Chaetothyriales; Herpotrichiellaceae. Gene Ontology annotation, cellular component: mitochondrion; cytoplasm. Gene Ontology annotation, biological process: protein quality control for misfolded or incompletely synthesized proteins. The record is from RefSeq and is a predicted model, not a curated record. Gene Ontology annotation, molecular function: ATP hydrolysis activity; ATP binding. Bases 268 to 1476 code for a protein of 402 amino acids.